CCGACUAUAGGUGUCAAUAUUUGCAUUUGAUAAUUCGAUUUGAAAUUUCAAUUUAAAAACUUUAUUGAUAUUGGUAGUCUAAUAAGUUAAUUAGAGUGUACACUUUAAAUUAAAUAGUGAAUAAAUUUGAAUUACACACCAGAAAAUGGAUGAAAUGGAAAUUGAUGACCUGAGAAAUAGUAAGAGCUCAACAGAGAUAACGAAUAUUUUACGGAAAUUUGUUAAAGACAACGAAAAAACUUUUAAAUUUCCUGAACUUACGAAGAGAUUUAACAGAGUUUUACUGUGGACAACACUUUUUCAACACCUGCAAAAUGAUGCUUUGGUUUCAACACAUGCACUAUGUUUAAAAGCUUUAAGGAUUCUUAGCCGUGACCAAGAUGACAUUGAAAAUGUUCUAUGUGAACGUUGGGUCAUAACAUUAAUCGACAAAUCAGGCUUGUUAGAGCCUAUGGAGUCUGCUGAAAAGGACCCAACUCUAUUAGUCGUGCCCUGUAAAGAAGUAGCGAUUGAAGCUAUGAAGUGUUUGUGUAAUAUUACAUUCAAUAGUGAACUGGCUCGUAAUGUUUGUGUAAACACAAGAAUAGCACAUGGGCUUAUCACACGAAUGAAAAUAUGCAAACAUAUUCCUUACAAAAAAGAGUUAAUGCAGUAUGAUAUGAAAUUGAUCUUCAUACUGACAGCAUUAAUAGAAAACAUAAGAUUAAAAUUUAGGCACGAGGAUGGUGCAAUGCAUAUGAUUAAUUAUCUCACUGAAAUAUAUUCUGAAAGUUUACAAUCUAGUUCUGAUGAGGCGAGUGUUAGUGCCAAUUCAGAAGAUGCUCCAAAACAUUACUUGACUGAUGAAGAUCGAGUAAUUGUGUGUGAGUUAUCGAAGGCUUUAUUUAACCUCAUAAUAUUGCCUAAUGAAGAUGCUCCCACUACAGAGAAAGAGAAACAACAAUUUACAAAAUUGGUAUCUGUGCUUGGGAAGAUACUGACUGUACAAACCUCCUCCAAAUCAAAUGAUUUAGAUUUAAUGAAUAAUAUUGUUAAUCUACUAACAAGCAUCCACACACUGUUUUAUAUGUCCCUGACAGAAGAAAUUGGAGACAAACAAAAGCCUGACCAUAUUUAUGAAGGUAGAGAUAUGACUUCACUGGUCAUACUACUUCAAUUUUUGAAACAUCAGCUAACUGUUAGCGAUGAGCGACAGAAUCUGUACGAAAAACUAUCUCCGAUAUUGACGGUCCUCAAUAAAUGUGCCCGUGUACGCGUCCAACGUAAGUUCUUACGUAAAGCCGUGCUGCCGCAUCUCCGCGACGUGUCGAAGCCCCCCGAGCAGGGCGACGAGCUGCGGAACCACCUGUGCCGGCUGCUGACGACGCCCGUCACCAGCGUCAGGGACUUGGUAGCGGAGUUCUUGUUCGUACUCUGCAAGGAAAAAGUGAGCCGCAUGGUGAAGUACACUGGGUUCGGUAACGCGGCCGGGCACCUGGCGAGCCGCGGGCUGCUGGCGGGCGGGCGCGGCGCGUUGUACUCGUCCAGCUCCGACUCGGAAACGGAGGAGUACCGCCGGCACGCGCACGCGCUGGACCCCGUGGUGGGCUGCACGCGCCCACCGCCCGCCGACCCCUUCCGCGGCAUGACGGACGAACAGAAAGAGUACGAGGCUAUGAAGCUUGUCAACUUGUUCGAUAAGAUGGUAACCGCCGGCGUGGUGAAGCCGGCGCGAGUCGGUGAAGACGGCCAACUACAGGCAGUCGAGCACGUGCUCCAGCUCAGAGAGGAUCUACCGAAAAGGACAAUGUCUUAAAUCAAAUAAAUCCACUUUUUUACUGGUGGUAGGACCUCUUGUGAGUCCGCACGGGUAGGUGCC
This is a messenger RNA of Bombyx mandarina (wild silkworm), 1858 nucleotides long. It is a transcript of the gene ric8a, whose product is annotated as ric8 guanine nucleotide exchange factor A. The record is from RefSeq and is a predicted model, not a curated record. Gene Ontology annotation, biological process: G protein-coupled receptor signaling pathway. Lineage: Eukaryota; Metazoa; Arthropoda; Insecta; Lepidoptera; Bombycidae. Gene Ontology annotation, molecular function: guanyl-nucleotide exchange factor activity; G-protein alpha-subunit binding. Gene Ontology annotation, cellular component: cytoplasm.